CGCCGCCGCCACCGCGAGCCAGGUGAGUAGGUAGGUGACCGAGCGGUUGAGAGACCUCCCUCUCCAUGCGAGCCGGCGGGAGCGUGCGAAUUGCCUAGUUCCUCCUCCUGCCAUCUCUGACUUCUCGAGUUCUGGGAGUCACAGCUAGCUGCGACUGCGAGAGUGAGUUCUCUUCUCGAGGCCACCACGUAUAUAUCUAGCUAUAAUAUCCUCGCGAGGCCGGCGACGACGAUGCCUUCCGGCUCCGACGCCGCGGCCUACGACCCGCUGCUCGCGCUGGACGACGGCGGGAUGGCGGCGGCCGUCGCCGCCCCCGUGGACCACCGCGGCCGCCCCGCCCGCCGCGGCGCCACCGGCGGCUGGAGGUCGGCGCUCUUCAUCAUAGCGGUGGAGAUCGCGGAGCGGUUCGCGUUCUACGGGGUGUCGGCGAACCUGAUCAGCUACCUGACGGGCCCGCUCGGGGAGGGGAACGCGGCGGCGGCGUCGGCCAUCAACGCCUGGAACGGCGUCUCCCAGCUGCUGCCGCUGCUCGGCGGGGCCCUCGCCGACUCCUGCCUCGGCCGCUACCGCACCAUCCUGCUCGCCUCGCUGCUCUACAUCCUGGGCUUGGGCAUGCUAGCUUUCUCAACCUUGCUCUCCACCGGCGACCACCAAUGCGGCGGCAAGGCAUGCCCGCCGUCGACUCUGCAGGUGGCAUUCUUCUACGUCUCCCUCUACAUGGUGGCCGUCGCGCAGGGCGGCCACAAGCCGUGCGUGCAGGCGUUCGGCGCCGACCAGUUCGACCCGGGCGACCCGGAGGAGUCGGUGUCCAGGAGCUCCUUCUUCAACUGGUGGUACUUCGGCAUGUGCGGCGGCACCGCCGUCACGCUGGUGUUCCUCAGCUACGUCCAGGACAACAUCGGCUGGGGCCUCGGCUUCGGCAUCCCCUGCGUCGUCAUGGCCUGCGCCCUCGCCGUGUUCCUGCUCGGCACCCGGACGUACCGCUACUACGUCUCCGCCGUCAGCAAGAAGGGGCUGAGAGCUCGUGCCAGCGACGCCCUCGCGGCGUGGCGGAGCAGGCGCAAGUCGAGCCCUCUCCCGCUGCCGGCUUCGCAGGAGCGCCACCGAACGGCGACACCGGCGCCGGAGUUCAGCACUCGAGUCGACGAAGACGAGCAGGAGAUUGUGGCGGGCAAUGCAGAUCUCAUCGAGCAAGCUAAGGCCAUCGUCCGGCUGUUCCCAAUCUGGGCGACGUGCCUGAUCUACGCCGUGGCGUUCGCGCAGUCGUCGACGUUCUUCACGAAGCAGGCAGGGACCCUGGACCGGCGCGUCGGCGACCGGCUAAAUGUCCCACCGGCGGCGCUGCAGAGCUUCAUCAGCAUCACCAUCGUGGUAUUCAUCCCGAUCUACGACCGCGCCAUCGUGCCGCUGGCGCGCCGCUACUCGGGCGUCCCCUCCGGCAUCACCAUGCUGCAGCGCGUCGGCGCCGGGAUGGUGCUCUCCCUGGUGUCCAUGCUGACCGCGGCGCUCGUCGAGACACGCCGGCUCCGGGUGGUGCGGGACGCCGGGCUGGUCGACGAGCCGGGCGUCCCCGUGCCGAUGAGCCUGUGGUGGAUGGUGCCGCAGUACGUGCUGUUCGGCGCGGCGGACGUGUUCACCAUGGUCGGGCUCCAGGAGUUCUUCUACGACCAGGUGCCCGACAAGCUGCGUAGCCUCGGGCUGGCGCUCUAUCUCAGCAUCUUCGGCGUCGGCAGCUUCAUCAGCAGUGCGCUCGUGUCCGGGAUCGACCGGGCGACGGCGGCGAGGGGCGGCAGCUGGUUCUCCAACAACCUCAACCGCGCGCACCUCGACUACUUCUACUGGCUGAUCGCCGCGCUCAGCGCGCUCGAGCUGCUCGCCUACGCCUACUUCUCCGUCACGUUCAAGUACAAGAACAAGGGAGCUCUUCUUGCGGUUUCCACCUCGGGUUAAUUAACUAGCGAUCGAUAUGCACACAAUUAACCUGAGCCUGUCAGGUAGUAGUAUAUGGUACAUGAAUCAGGGUACAUACCGUACAUAUUUAAGCUGCUUUACAUUAUUUGAUAUUGCUGUCCGAUUUGUGCUUCCUGGAGAACUGCGGUGUUAAGUACCUUUUGACAGUAUGUUCAACGAAUAUAGUCAGAACUGUUUGUCUGGCAUUUAAAAAUA
Molecule: messenger RNA, 2166 nt
Organism: Oryza brachyantha (malo sina)
Lineage: Eukaryota; Viridiplantae; Streptophyta; Magnoliopsida; Poales; Poaceae
Product: protein NRT1/ PTR FAMILY 5.10-like
Exons: 4
Coding region: 232-1950 (572 amino acids)
Biological process (GO): transmembrane transport
Cellular component (GO): membrane
Molecular function (GO): transmembrane transporter activity
Source: RefSeq, a predicted model, not a curated record